Messenger RNA from Actinia tenebrosa (Australian red waratah sea anemone), 2153 nucleotides. Its product is annotated as origin recognition complex subunit 2. Gene Ontology annotation, biological process: DNA replication. Gene Ontology annotation, molecular function: DNA replication origin binding. The record is from RefSeq and is a predicted model, not a curated record. Gene Ontology annotation, cellular component: nucleus; nuclear origin of replication recognition complex. Lineage: Eukaryota; Metazoa; Cnidaria; Anthozoa; Actiniaria; Actiniidae.
GUGACACAGGGUACCCAGUGUGGAAUGAUGCUGGUUGGCUGGUUUGCAAAUGGCGGACAAGAUUGAAUCUUUUGAAGCAAAUAAUUCUGACAGGAGAUUAACAAGAUCUGCUGCUAAGAGUGCUAAAAAAGCAGUAAACUUACAAGUCAAUCCAGAAAAUGUCAAAGAAACAAAGAGAACAGUAUCUACCAAAAAAACACCCAAGAAACCCUCCAUAUCAAUUAAAAGAAGAAUCCUGGAAAGGGAUACUGAUGAAGAAAGCAGCUACAGUGAGGCUGUAAGUGAUGAUGUAGUUCAAGAUAGAGACUUUAUUCCUGAGGAACUUUCUGACGAUGAAGAUGAGGAAGGCCAUGAUGAUGGUGUUGAUGAUGAUGAUGAUGAUUAUAGUGAUGAAGAAAAAAUGAUAACACCAUUAGCUCUAAUCGACAGUGAUACAGAUGUUACUGGUCAAAAUGUAUUUGGGUUUCAAACUCCUGGAAGAAAAUCAGGAUCUUUAGCACAAGCAGCUUCAGAAGCAAUUCAUGUAAAAAAAAGCAAGACUCCUUCAACUUCUAAGAAAUAUACCAAAAUAGCUGACAAAAGAAAAACAACAGAAAGAAAGAGAAAUCAAGUGCAAGAAAAAGAGGAAAAACAGACACAAAAUAAGAAAUCAAAAAAGGCUUCAACCCCUGCCAUGACCGCCAAUGACAGCUACAGACGAAGAGGAAGACCUCCAGUCCUUUUGCAAUCAUCAAAUGAAUCUGAUGAAGAGUCAGACGUUGCUGGGAGCAGUAGUGACAAUGAAAGUGAAAAAGACAGUGGAAUCAGAGCUACACUUGCUUCAAAAAAGUCUAUAAAGUUUGAUGAUAAUAUACCUGAGGACAYGAAAUCCAUGGUAGAGGAAUACUUUUCUGCUCAUCAUGAUACAAAAUGUAUGACAUCAGACAGAACACUUGCCAGCCUUGCAACACCACUCAUGGAUCAGGAUGAAGUUUCAAGGCAUCUACAUCAAGUCAAAACAACACACCCAAUUGAAAGUUUACAUUUCUACCAAGAAUACAGGAAAUAUUUUGCAAAAUGGAUGUUCCAAAUAAGACAUGGCUUCAACCUUCUUUUGUAUGGCCUUGGUUCAAAGCGAGUGUUAAUAGACCAGUUCAGGUCAUCCAUGUUACAAGGCUAUACCCAGAUGGUUGUAAAUGGUUUCUUUCCAAGUAUUAUGAUAAAAAAUAUAUUGAAUACUAUAACUGAAGAUGUCCUAGAACAUAAUGGUGCAUUUAAAAGUGUCAUUGAUCAAACUUCCUUCAUUCAAGAAUCAUUUAAAAAGGGAAAAGGUCCAGGAGAACUAUAUCUGAUCAUUCACAAUAUCGAUGGAACAAUGCUUCGUUCAAAAAAGGCACAGACAGUGCUCAGCCUUUUGGCAGAGAUUCCAUUCAUACAUGUCAUUGCAAGUAUUGACCACAUUAAUGCUCCACUAGUAUGGGACCAGUGUAUGUGCAGUAGAUUCAAGUUCCUAUGGUAUGAUGUCACCACAUUUGAGCCUUACGCAGAAGAGACUUCAUAUGAAAACUCAUUACUGGUACAGCAAUCUGGUGCACUGGCUUUGAGCUCCAUGAACCAUGUAAUGAGAAGUUUGACAACCAAUGGGCAGGGGAUAUUCUUAUUGAUUGUCAAUCAUCAGCUGCAGGAAAAGGACAACUCUUCAUAUAUUGGUUAUAAUAUCUAUGAUCUAUACAACAAGUGCAGGGAGAAAUUCCUGGUAAACAGUGAACAGACUUUGCGUGCACAGCUUACUGAGUUUAGGGACCAUAAACUGAUCCGUUCCAAGAAGGGAGCUGAUGGAGUGGAACACCUGAUUAUUCCACUGGAUGCUGCAACACUAAAACAGUUCCUGGAAGAACAGCAAACCAAAAGCUCACAGUAAUAGAAUACUUCAUGUGUAGAGUCAUGUGUGAAAAGAGGAAUAAUAUUUGCACACCUUCGUCAUCAGUAAUGCAAGAAUGCAUUGGGGGUAUAUUAAUCUAGAAGCUGAGCAAGCACUAACAAAACAACCAUCGUAAAUCAUUUCUGCCAGUACUCAGCUACUAUAAUUACUGAUCUUAUCAAAAUCCAUUGUUUUCAGUCUGCAUUAUCCCAAUGAAUGCAUAGAGGAAAAUCAGACAUAUUUAGUUCAUUCA